AUGGGCGACCCUCACUUGUACAAAAAACCGACCUUCAGAUGUGCACAGGUACGAUUACUUGUGAAUAACAAUGGCGGCGCACGCGCAGCUUCAGUUUUCCGGCCAGGAAAUCAACCGAAACAAAAGUCAAUAUAUUUCUGUUUCCAUCUGCCUUCUCGACGCCUGAACACGUGCGAGGAAUAUACACAAAAUGAGCCGUACGGAAAAGUUCCAGUUGCAAGUGAGCCAGACCGAGAACGUAUACGAUCUGACGUCGAGAACCGAAUCAAGAGCGCCUUAGAUGACAUCGAGGCUCCAACAGAUCAACUUUUUGAUUCAAGAGGAGCGCGAGCACAACGUGGAAGGCCACUUUCCUCUGCUUUCGAAGAGGAUGAUCUCAAUGAUGAAAUCACAGAAUCUCUGAAGCGUCUCCGCGCCAGUAAGAAAUCUUCUCGAUUCACUGAGGACAUCGAUUUUGAGAACAGCGUCUCAAAUUUCGAAAAUCGUAUGCGAAUUUCUGAUAAAAUAUUAGAAUCUGUGGGAAUAGGUCAAUCUGAAGUAAGUGGAGCUAGACGAGCCCUGCAAGAGAAUGAAGAACGCACAGAGAAACGCAUUGCACGCAGGCUAAACGAAGAUAAUUCACUUACCAAGUGGACUGCCUUAAAAAAUUUCGACGAUGAAACAGCUGCUGCUCAGCGAGCAAAGGCAACAAGAGCUCGUUUGUCCGACUUAGAAGAUGAAAUGACUGAACUCUCUGAAAAAAGUGCUGCCAGAGAGAAACGCGCCGCACGUCUACGUGCUUUAGUAGCCGACACCGAUUCAUCAGACACUACGAUGGCGUCCUCAAAAAUUACCAUUCGUUCAGAGAGGGAGAAGAAACAAGUCACUUUUUAA
Messenger RNA from Parnassius apollo (apollo), 873 nucleotides. The record is from the annotation of a GenBank genome assembly. Lineage: Eukaryota; Metazoa; Arthropoda; Insecta; Lepidoptera; Papilionidae.